This is a messenger RNA of Cylicocyclus nassatus, 1217 nucleotides long. The record is from the annotation of a GenBank genome assembly. Lineage: Eukaryota; Metazoa; Nematoda; Chromadorea; Rhabditida; Strongylidae.
CUUCUUUUAGCUAAAUUUAUUAGGAGAUUUCGCUAGAAAUGCAGUAGUGAUAGCUUAAGACCAAAAUGCAGCGAUUUCGUGUAGCUGUGGGGAUAUCUGGAGGUGUGGAUAGCGCAGUAUCCGCGUGGCUGUUGAAAAAGAAGGGUUACGAAGUCUUUGGCAUCUACAUGAUCAACUGGGACCAGGUGGAAGAAGGUAGUUCCAUAUGUCCAAGAACAAAAGAUGAAGCGGACGCAAGGCGAGUAUGUGAGAAGCUGGAUAUUCCCUUCACCACUGUGAACUUCGUCAAAGAAUACUGGAGCGAAGUUUUUGUAAAAAUGCUAGAGAAUUAUCGCCGUGGAAGAACUGUGGUGCCGGACAUUGCAUGUAAUAGCCAUAUCAAAUUUGAACACCUACAUCAUCACGCAAUCGAAGAGCUUGGAGCUGAUUUUGUUGCAAGUGGGCAUUAUGCAAGUACCUCCAAUGGAGACUAUCAAGAGAAAAGAGGAUAUGACCAGGGUAUUCGGCUGCUCUGUGGGAUCGAUCCAAUCAAAGACCAGACAUAUUUUCUAAGCACUCUACGCCAGGAACAGCUUAGGCGAGCUAUAUUUCCUGUUGGAUCUAUGACCAAAACGAAAGUACGUCAGAUAGCUCGAGAACAGGGCUUUGAUGACAUAGCAGAUAAGCAUGAGAGCAUGGGAAUUUGCUUUGUUGGAAAAAGGAAAAAUUUUGAAAAGUUCGUAGACCAGUAUAUCGAACCAAAGAAAGGUGAAAUUGUAACCCUAGAUGGAAAGCGACUAGGCCAGCAUGAUGGCAUUCAUCACUUUACGCUGGGAAAGCGCAUACACAUACAAGGAUGUCAUCUCGGAUACUUUGUGUCUAAAAUUGAUGCUGAGACUAACACGGUUUAUGCGUGUGAAGGGUCCUAUCAUCCUUCUCUGUACGCAACGGAUUUUUGUGUGGUGGAACCAGAGUGGAUAGAAAGAAAUCCUUUAGCAGUCGCCGGAGGAAGGAAUAUUUCGGGCGCAGAUGUCACAACGCUUGAAUGUCGAAUACAACGCACACAUCCUCCAGUACCAUGUCAAGUCACAAGAAUAGCGGAGGAGCUUUUAUCAGUCCGACCAGUCUUUCCCUUUCGAGCAGUGGCUAAUGGGCAGAUGUGCGUAUUUUACGACGGCAGAGAAUGCCUUGGUGGUGGGGAAGUGGAUCAUAUAAUAUCGACCUUACGCUACAAAUAG